AUGGCGCAUUCCGGGCCCUGUGCUGUGAGUCGUGCCAGGUCACACCCCAUCAGCCAGGCGUCUGGGCUGGAGGCCCCAGGGCGGGGUCACAGGUGGGUCCCCGCCGUCCCUCCUGUGCUGAGUGGCCUGGCCAGGAUCAUUGGUGGCGAGGACGCUGUCCCUGGCUCCUGACCCUGGCAGGUGUCCCUGCAGUUUGAAAACAGGUCCCACUUCUGCGGGGGCUCCCUCACUGCCCGCUGGGUGGUCACCGCUGCCCACUGUGAUGUCUGGCCGACUGACGUGGUGGUGCUUGGGGAGUAUGACCUAGGCUCUGAUGAAGGGACUGAGCAGGUCCUGGGGAUCAAAGAGGUUUUCAUACACCCCAACUUUAGCUAUGUGACAGCAGACUACGACAUCGCCCUGAUAAAGCUGGCCUCACCUGCCCAGUGUACUAAGACAGUGUCCCCAGUGUGCCUCCCCUUUGAUACUGACGACUUCCCUCCCGGGACCCCGUGUGUCACCACUGGCUGGGGCCGGACAAGGUUCAGCCCUCCUGAGCCCGCCAGGAAGCUGCAGCAGGCAAUCUUUCCUCUUGUGUCCACUGUUGACUGCGAGUGGUACUGGGGCGAUGCUAUUACUGAUCAGAAGAUCUGCGCCGGGGGCAAUGGGUCCUGGGACACGAGUUUGGACUAUCCUGCUCCUGAGGUCUGCAUCUCAUGGCCUGAGUCUGUGGCAGGAGUGGACCUGGGCACCUGGGGACACAAACACCUGGCUGCCCAUGCCCUGGGUGGUAGACAGAGCACGAGGAGGAUGGGCUGUGUGGACUAA
This is a messenger RNA of Chinchilla lanigera (long-tailed chinchilla), 807 nucleotides long. Its product is annotated as chymotrypsinogen B. Gene Ontology annotation, molecular function: serine-type endopeptidase activity. NCBI's taxonomy places the organism in Eukaryota, Metazoa, Chordata, Mammalia, Rodentia, Chinchillidae. Gene Ontology annotation, biological process: proteolysis. The record is from RefSeq and is a predicted model, not a curated record.